GCCAUUGUAAUCUUUCACGGAAGUACUGUCGCAUAACGACAAUUGUGUCAGUUUCAAGUUACGAGCGGCAUUGAAGGCAUCACGUCACUAUGGUAACUCAACGCGGAAACUUAAGACAGAAAAGUCGGCGUGAAGUAAAUUUAAGUUAGCGUUUGCAAAGACAGAAAUAGCACUAACCUACACAGCGUCAGCUUAUUCAAUAAUAAACGCAGGCUGAAGCAUGAUGGACAAUCGUGAAGAGUGGGAGAGCUUUUUGAAGAAUGUUGACAACAUAAGUGAGAUAGUGAAGGAUCUGAAGUCUUCUGAUGUGGAAGUCCAGCAAAAAGCAAUGGAGAAAGCUGAUUGCUACCUCGCUGCCUUGGAUGAACCCUCCAGGACUAAAGUCAACAAGACUACAAUCAACACAAACCCACCACUCCAGCCUUCCUUGAGACCGCAGAAUGAAAGUCCAGAGAAUUUCAUGAAGAUUAUGGAACGAGAUGCUGAAGGCAGGAGAGUAAGAAGGAUUGCACAGGAGAAAAAGGCAACUGCACUCAAAGACAAGGGGAAUGAAGCUUAUGCCCAAGAAGACUAUGAAACUGCUGUGAAGUACUACAGUGAUGGCUUGGCUGAACUACGAGACAUGCAACCAUUGUACACCAACCGAGCACAAGCUUACAUGAAGCUGGGAAAGUACAAGGAAGCCAUCAGUGACUGUGAAUGGGCUCUGAAGUGUAAUGAGAGGUGCAUAAAGGCUUACCUACACAUGGGGAAAGCAUAUCUGGCACUGAAGAAAUAUAAUGAGUCCAGAAAAUGCUUUGAAAAGAUAGUGGAAAUUGAACCUGGGAGAGAGAAGAUGAUGAAAGGAUACCUGACCCAGGUAGAUUUGGAAGAGGAGAAAGAAAGUCAGGAAGUGAAUGCGAUGCAAGAGUUUGACAAGGGAGAUGGGAAGGCCACAACAGUGCCCCAGCUGCUGGAGAAGCUGUCAAGACCCAGCCAGAUGUCCUUCUAUUACUGUGGAGGAUUUGAGAUUCUGUCACAAGCAGUUACUGACUGUACAGGCCAGACCCUUUUCAGGCUGAACAAUGGCUUUAGUAUCGUCAGCAGCAAUGACAUGGUGAGGAGUUGCCUCUUGCAGAAAACAAUGGAUCCAGACAGCCUGGAGUUGUGUGUGUCUGUUCUGAAAUUAUGGAGGGUUAUUUGUUGUGGAAAUGAUGAAAACCAAAAGAUGUUGAUGACAUGCCCAAUCAGCAGGCAGUCCAUCGUUCACUUGGUAACAUCAGAGCAUGUUGCAGUACAGAAAGAAUGCCUGGCAUUACUAUGUUUGUACUCACAGACGCCACAUGGCAGAUGUUUGGCCACUGACAACUUGAAUGUGCACAUGUUAGUGAGGAACCUCAUGGCGUGCCUCACAAAUCCGCAGCAGCAGCAGGAGUACACAGCGGUCAACAUUCUGGAGAAGUUUGCAGCCGAAAACAAGUUUUGUAUUCAGUUAAGGAAUGUGUUGACAGACUCUGUCAUUGCACCAUUUACAACAAUACUGAGCAAUAUCAGCAAGUCCAAUCAGCAGGUCCUUCCAUCAUUGAUAUUUGCUGUUGGCUGUCUGGCUCAAGAUGACGUCAUCCGUCACAGUUUUGCUCAUGAUUCUGAAUGUUGGAAGACCUUUGUGGUUGCCAUUAAGCAGUGCUGUGCAUGUGAAUACAGAGAGGUCCUUUACCCAAUGCUUGGUUUGAUCAUGAACCUUUCAACUGUCACCUCUCCUGUUAUUCAGGAGCAUGCUGUUUCACUCUGUGACUGCUGUCGGGGCCUGCUGAGGGAUAGUGAUGGAGGAGUCAUAACUAGAGCCACAGGCGUACUGAGCACUGUCCUCCCUCAGUCAUCUGAGGCCGUUCAGCAUGUUGUUCAGGGGGAUGUGGUCCGGACCAUGCGGCGGAUACUGAAGGGAACAGGGCAUACUGCCACUAAGUACGCCAUUAAGACUCUGACAGUGUGCACUGCUGCCAGUCAAAUGGCGCGGGAGGAGCUGCUGAAGUCUGAUAAAAAACUGUCUAUUUUACUUCAUUUGCUGGAUUCCAGCUGUGAUGAGAUGGUGUCAGGAAAUGCCGCCCUGUGCUUGGCCCACUGCCUUGAGUUAGAGGGAAUUGCCAGCAACCUGCUGGGCACGGAUAUCGUGCUGCUGCUACUGCGCCACGCUGCAGGGGACGCUAAGAGGACAGCUGUGCAGCAAAAUGCAGCAAUUGCUCUUGGGAAGCUGUGUCGAUCUGAGCCCAGACACAUGAACAAACUUCGAGAACUACACGGCCUUGAGAUCCUGCACUCCUGUAUGAAGCUCAUCACAUGAACCUGUGACACUAACAUGUUUUAUAAUCUCCUUGCUUUUCAACUGUCUUUUUGUUUCUUCUCUAAUCUCUGAUUUAGACACUUCCCCAACUACUGGGGGUCAACCAAUCCUCAUAUCUUUUUUCUGUUUUUUUUUUUUUUAAACUCAUCAUUAGUUACUAUUCCAAUUGAUUUCAAUCAUUUAUGCUAAAUUAUAGGGAUUUUUUUUUUUUUUUUACGAAAGCUAAGGCUGUCUUGAGAAUAAUCAAAGAUUAAUUUUACUUGGAUAUGGUUCUGCUCUUAAUUGCCAAAUCUACAUAAACAAGGUCAUACAUAUUAGCAAAGGCUACCCUUGUCUUUCAUGCCCAUAUGAAUUUAUAUGGUUAAUGGUUAUGGUUAACCACUAAUAAAUAUGCCUGGAUGGAGGUGCAAGUGCAGUCAGUUUUACCAUCUUUAUGUGUCUAUUAUUAGAUAACAUAAAACAAAUUAUUUGUCCUGAAUACUUGAAUACACACCUAGUUUGAAGAGUUCACUUGUACAGUGGUACAAACUGUUGAAUGGAUUGAACUGUUGGAUUCAGGCCUGAUAUUGAUCAGGCAGCAUUAACAUACUGAUGGUAUUUGAAGUGAGACACUGAUUAGAGCAAUGGUAGACUUUGCAUAGAGACAUAAACCUGAGACUCAUUCAUCUUGAAGGUGUUUCUCUUAUUUACCAUGAAGUAUACAGCUGGCUUAGCAGCCAGUAUCACUGGCAAUCUUGUCAGCCAUACUCAGCCAUACUCUUGUGACCAUAAUCUCAAGUUUAAAUAAAGUGUGAAAGUGUUGUUUUCCUCUGUGCCGGCCUUUGGUAUUUCUCUUAUCUUUUGGUUCUUUAGAUCUGUAGU
Morone saxatilis (striped sea-bass) is the source of this 3181-nucleotide messenger RNA. RefSeq names its product tetratricopeptide repeat domain 12 (gene ttc12). NCBI's taxonomy places the organism in Eukaryota, Metazoa, Chordata, Actinopteri, Moronidae. Gene Ontology annotation, molecular function: protein binding. The record is from RefSeq and is a predicted model, not a curated record. Bases 221 to 2320 code for a protein of 699 amino acids. The transcript is spliced from 21 exons.